Messenger RNA from Penicillium oxalicum, 903 nucleotides. Its product is annotated as putative cyclin. Gene Ontology annotation, biological process: regulation of transcription by RNA polymerase II. Lineage: Eukaryota; Fungi; Ascomycota; Eurotiomycetes; Eurotiales; Aspergillaceae. Bases 1 to 903 code for a protein of 300 amino acids. The record is from RefSeq and is a predicted model, not a curated record. The transcript has 2 exons. Gene Ontology annotation, molecular function: cyclin-dependent protein serine/threonine kinase regulator activity. Gene Ontology annotation, cellular component: nucleus.
AUGGCCCAAAGAAAUGCUGGCUUGAAGCACAUUUCGAACGCGCUGGCGACCCCGGAGCAGCUCUCCACGUCAUCCUCGUCAAUUGAUGGCGUGCCAUCCGAGCUCGAGACGUCGGUUCGUUGCGCAGGCGCGCAACUCACACAGUCCGCUGGAGUCUUGCUUCACCUCUCGCAGGAUAUUAUUGCCCAAGCGAUCGUGAUCUUUACGAGAUUCUGGCUAGGUGCCGAAGGCGGGAGCCUGCGAAUCUACUCGGCCAAGGACAUAUCCGCAGCCGCUCUGUACUUGACGGCCAAGUUAUCCUUUCAGCCCACGUCACCGCGCUCCAUUCUCAACGUCUAUCAUUUACUGUCAUCACCGGAGGCAUCGCCUCUGUGGUUCGUAAACCCGCAAGGUGCUCCCAAGCAGCCACCUGCUUCAGACGAUUAUAUUCUCUCCGAAGGGGCUUACCAGGCUGGCCGGUUGGUACUGUUGCGCAUCGAAUCGGUCAUUCUCCGGACACUUGGCUUCGACACGCAUGUGGCCCUGCCCCACACCAUUGCACUCACCUACCUCCAGACUCUCGGCGUGAAUAACCCCGCCGUCUCACGGAGGGCCCUCGAACAACUCAACGCAGCACUUCUCUCGCCGCAGUUACUGUAUGUCACGCAUCAGCCGAACGCGCUUGCAGUGGCAGCUAUCUAUCUGGCCACCCGCGAAAAGGGCGUCAAGCUAGUGGACGGGGAGUGGUGGGAAGUGUUUGACGUCGAUCGAGAGGAACUGGGCUUUCUAGUCGUCGCCAUGCAGAGCACGGAGGGGUUUUUGCGCAGAGAAAUGGAGGUGUGGAAGGGCAAGACAAUUCCCAUGGUGACCGACGAGGUCGAUGCGGAAAUCGAGCGCAGACUGCUGAUGGAUGAAGGGGAAUGA